AUGGACGAUGAGCGCCUUAGUGACGACCUAGCAGCGUGGGCGUGUGUCCGCCUCGAUCGUCUGCAGUCAGGUGUUCGGUUAGUACACUUGUACGACUCGAACGGAGUCGUUACCAAGGGUGUGCUGCUGGUGCGCAUCAGGAAGACGGUUAGUCAGGCGUGA
Dothidotthia symphoricarpi CBS 119687 is the source of this 162-nucleotide messenger RNA. RefSeq lists its product as uncharacterized. Lineage: Eukaryota; Fungi; Ascomycota; Dothideomycetes; Pleosporales; Dothidotthiaceae. Bases 1 to 162 code for a protein of 53 amino acids. The record is from RefSeq and is a predicted model, not a curated record. The transcript has a single exon.